This is a messenger RNA of Drosophila innubila, 772 nucleotides long. RefSeq names its product serine protease 3-like. Lineage: Eukaryota; Metazoa; Arthropoda; Insecta; Diptera; Drosophilidae. The transcript is spliced from 3 exons. Gene Ontology annotation, molecular function: serine-type endopeptidase activity. Bases 1 to 729 code for a protein of 242 amino acids. The record is from RefSeq and is a predicted model, not a curated record. Gene Ontology annotation, biological process: proteolysis.
AUGAUUUUGGGCAAAGAGUUAAAGAGUGGGCAACUGAAUCUGGACCUGAGCGUGGUUCCAGCCAAUAUAAACCCGCAACUCCGAUUUAUCGAUAAUAUUUUCAAAGAAUUGUGCGGUGGCUCCAUCAUUUCUAAUCAGUGGGUUCUGACUACUGCUCACUGCACUUACAAUCUGAGAUCCGUGAACGUAAUAUUCGGGACCACCGACCUUAAUAACCGCAGACUCACUCUAACUAUUGAUAGCAGCAAUUUCCACCCACAUAAUGAUUUUCAUUAUCCCCAACGCGAGAACGACAUCUGUUUGAUCAAAACACCCAAUGUUGAGUUCAACGACUUCAUCAAGAAGGUAGUGUUGCCUCCAAUUGCCACCAGUCACUCCACCUUUGAUGGAGAGAAUGCUGUCAUCGCAGGUUGGGGCAAGACCUCUGACUCAAGUCGCAUCGGUACCAACAAUCUGCAGUACGCGGACUUUGAAAUUAUAGACUAUGACACGUGUAAGAUAUUCUUCCGGAACGUAGUCCCAACAACCAUAUGCGUUGAAACACCCAGAAGGAGAUCCCCUUGCACAGGGGACUCAGGCGGUCCUCUGGUACUGCUAAGUAACAAACAACAGGUUGGGGUUAUGUCAUAUGUUUCUGCUACAGGUUGCGAGACAGGUUUUCCUGCUGUCUUUACUCGAGUCACUAGCUACUUGGAAUGGAUCAAGGAUAUCUCUGGCGUUUACUACUAAAUGCAUUUUUUUAUGAAAUUUUAACUAAAAGAACAAAAUUAAU